Messenger RNA from Laccaria bicolor S238N-H82, 1404 nucleotides. RefSeq lists its product as uncharacterized. The transcript has 10 exons. The coding region runs from base 1 to 1404 and encodes 467 amino acids. NCBI's taxonomy places the organism in Eukaryota, Fungi, Basidiomycota, Agaricomycetes, Agaricales, Hydnangiaceae. The record is from RefSeq and is a predicted model, not a curated record.
AUGGCGAAUCCCGCAAGACAACCAUGCACACUUGUUUUAUGCUUCGACGGAACUUCCAGCCAGUACGAUGAAGAUAACACUAACGUAGUCAAGUUAUUUGCAUUGUUGAAGAAGGACGACACUGCCGAGCAACUGUGCUAUUACCAGGCGGGAAUAGGCACAUGGUUCCAGCCGGGCGUAGUGUCUCCUCUCUUUGAAUGGGGCGCAAAGGUUUUGGACCUUGCAUUUGCUUGGUAUCUCGACGCCCAUGUCCUUGAUGGCUACAGAUUUAUCAUGCAGAAUUAUCGUUCUGGGGAUAAGAUUUGCCUGUUUGGUGUGCAGCGAGCUUCCAAUGGCCCGUUUUCUCUGCGUGUUCAUAGUAACCUUUACCUACAGGGUUUUCUAGGGGCGCUUAUACCGCGAGGGCGUUGGCUGGUUGGACUCCUCCCUCGAGACAACGAUUCCCAAAUGCCUUUUGCGUACAAGCUUUACAAACGUACCGAUCCGGCUGGAAUACAGCUUUGCGCAGGUUUCAAGCAGACGUACUGUCGAAAUGUCGAUGUUGAGUUCGUCGGCGUUUGGGAUACAGUCGCAAGCGUCGGCGUCGUUAUGGGUCGGACGCUCCCCUUCAGCAAUGCAAACAGGGGUAUCAAGAUUUUCCGACAUGCGCUUUCGCUUGAUGAGCACCGUGCCAAGUUCCAGCCAAAUUUAUAUCACCGACCUGGACCUACCGACGCAUCUGAAGACCAGAAUCUGAGAACUGGUCCUGAAACUGGAGAUUUGACCUUCGCGGCUCCUGAAUCGUCUACCCCAGAUGAGCCACAACAUCAAGCGUCUUUCGGAUACACAUUAUCGCCCACCGGGACAAGUUUUACGGAAAAUAAAGAUACAGGAAAGGCAUAUGCACCCGUAAUGGAGGAGCAGGUGAUACCAGCCGAUGUUUUGGAAGUCUGGUUCUCAGGGUGUCACAGUGUUCCAGACGUCGGAGGAGGGGCCGUUCUGAACAGCACCCUUGAAUCUCUCGCCAAUAUUAGUUUGCGAUGGAUGGUCAGGGAAGUGAUCGCGUCGGGAUGUGGGGUGAUUUUCGAUCCUGCAGCCCUGGCUCAAGCCCGAAUUGAGGUAUCUCCCGAACCCAUUGGGCUUGCAGAGCGGGAACUCGACGAUAUUGAUUGUCUGCAGCCCAUUUACGACGAUCUUGUGAUUUACAAGAUUUGGUGGAUGUUGGAAGUCAUGCCUCUAAAAUUUACAUGGCAGGAUGCGCAGUGCGUUUGGCAUUCGAAACAUAGUAUCCAUCUAGGAAAGGGGCGAAAUAUUCUGGAGCCACAUCCGAACUUUCAUGUUACGGUCCAGAAACGAAUGAAGUCUGCCUUGAACUAUAAGCCGAAGGCUACUUGGGCGGCGGGGACGGAAGUUUAUGUACAAUAA